CCUUCGUUUAUAAAUCCAACCCCGGAAAACCUCUCGUCUCACAAACCAGUCCUCCAAGUCGAAGCAAGCCAUGGCGACCAAGCAGAGCCUGAGCCUCCUCGCCCUCCUCGCCGUCGCCGUCGCCGCCGCCUGCCUCCUCCCCUCCGCCUCCGCCGCCACCGAAUUCGAAUACUGCAAGAAGCACAAGCACUACCCCGUGAAGGUGAGCGGCGUGGAGAUCGUGCCUGAUCCGAUCCAAAGCGGCAAGCCGGCGACCUUCAAGAUCUCCGCUUCCACGGAUAAAACCAUCACCAAGGGGAAGCUGGUAAUUGAUGUUAAAUAUUACGUCAUUGCUUGGCUCGUUGAUGUCCACUCUGAAACCGACGACAUCUGUGAAAAGACUAACUGCCCGGCAACCGGUGACUUCGAGCUAUCUCACGGGCAGACCUUGCCAUCAAUAACUCCACCAGGUUCGUACAUGAUUGAAAUGAAGAUGCUGGGGGACAACGACGAGGAACUGAGCUGCAUCUCCUUUGGGUUCAGCAUCGGCUUCAUCGCCCCGGUUGCCCUGCGCUGAAUGUGUUCGUCUGAGCUGACGAGCGCCACUCAGCAGAAAUACACGUGUGGAUGUAACUAUAAAACCUCUGUAUCCUAGUACCUAAUUUGCAUAUACGCUUGCAUGUUCGACUAUGACGUUUUAAUCAAGAGUUGAACAUUACAAUAAAAAGAAAAGCCUGGUGUGAUGAAUUAUGGAGCUACUGCUGCUUGAUUUUCGGAAUAA
Molecule: messenger RNA, 760 nt
Organism: Brachypodium distachyon (stiff brome)
Lineage: Eukaryota; Viridiplantae; Streptophyta; Magnoliopsida; Poales; Poaceae
Product: putative phosphatidylglycerol/phosphatidylinositol transfer protein DDB_G0282179
Exons: 4
Coding region: 71-556 (161 amino acids)
Biological process (GO): intracellular sterol transport
Molecular function (GO): sterol binding
Source: RefSeq, a predicted model, not a curated record